AUGAUUGUUACAGAGUACAUGGCAAAUGGAUCUCUGGAUACGUUCUUAAGGAAUAAUGAUGGUAAAUUUUCCUACCUUCAACUGAUAGGCAUGAUGAGAGGAAUAUCUUCAGGCAUGAAGUAUCUUUCUGAAAUGGGAUAUGUUCAUAGGGAUCUUGCAGCCCGAAACAUUCUAGUUACAGAACACUUAGUGUGUAAAGUGGCUGAUUUUGGUUUGUCGCGAGAGGUGGAAAACGAUACCACAGAUGGUGCCUAUACAACAAAGGGUGGUAAGAUUCCUGUGAGAUGGACAGCUCCUGAAGCCAUUGCCUUCCGAAAGUUCACUUCAGCGUCUGAUGUCUGGAGCUAUGGUGUGGUCAUGUGGGAAGUGAUGUCAUAUGGAGAGCGGCCAUAUUGGAACUGGUCAAACCAAGAUGUCAUUAAGGCUGUUGAGAAGGGAUACCGUUUACCCCCACCAAUGGAUUGCCCAGAGGCUAUCCAUCAGUUAAUGCUGGACUGCUGGCAGAGAGAGCGAAAUCAUCGGCCAAAAUUCGGUGCCAUAGUUAAAACGCUUGAUAAAUUAAUAAGGGCUCCCGAAUUGCUUCGUAAAAUGGCUAAACCAAGACCCCACAAUUUCAUAGACCCAAAUGCUCCUGACUUGACCAGCUUCACAAGCAUUGAAGAGUGGCUGAUGUCAAUAAAGAUGGAACGAUAUAUCGAGAAUUUUAUGAAUGCGGGGUAUAUGAGCAUGGAUCAAGUCGCUCGGAUAACAAUGAAAGAUCUAAUGGACCUUAAUAUCAGCCUAGUCGGACACCAGAAGAAAAUAAUGAACAGUGUACAGAUGCUUCGGGCACAAAUCUACGGGGCCCAGAUGUCGGAAGGUUUUCUUGUAUAG
Acanthosepion pharaonis is the source of this 873-nucleotide messenger RNA. The record is from the annotation of a GenBank genome assembly. Lineage: Eukaryota; Metazoa; Mollusca; Cephalopoda; Sepiida; Sepiidae.